AUGGGGACCCGCGGCGGGGGACUCUACGUGGGGCGGCGGGCGGCGGCCGUGGGGGCCGCGCUGCUGCUGGCGCUGCUGGCCUCGCUCCUGGCGCUCGCCGCUCUCUACGGGCGCUGCCGGCAGGAGGCGGCGCCGCCGCCGCCCUCCUCCGUUCGCCGCCUGCCCCGCCACCUCCUGCCGCUCCACUACGACUUGGAGCUGUGGCCGCGAGUGCGCCCGGGUCAGGCGGGGCCUUUCGCCUUCACCGGGCAGGUGAACAUCACGGUGCGCUGCCUCCAGGACACGGACACGGCGGUGCUGCACAGCGCCGGGCUGCGGAGCCGCGGGGCCGCCGCCGUGCGCGGGCCCCGGUCCGAGCCGGGCGCCGCCGUGGAGGUGGCGGGGCUGCGGCAGGAGGAGGCGGGCGAGGUGGCGGUGCUGGAGCUCCGCGGCCGGCUCCGCGCCGGGCACAGCUACGUGCUGCAGCUGGGCUUCCAGGGCCGGCUGGAGGAGGACCUCGACGGGCUCUUUCUCACCCGCUACACCGACCAGGGGCAGAACAGAAUGCUCAUUGCCUCCCAAAUGGAACCAACGUAUGCCAGGAGAGUUUACCCAUGUUUUGAUGAACCUGCCAUGAAGGCUACAUUUAAUAUCAAAAUUAUCCAUGACCCAAGCUAUGUGGCUCUUUCCAACAUGCCUGCUAUUGAUGUAUCUGAAGUGAAGGAUGAAAAUGGAAGCCUGUGGAGAGUUACCACAUUUAACACUUCACUGAAAAUGUCAACUUACUUGACUGCUUUUGUGAUUUGUGAUUUCGAUUAUGUCACCAGAACUGAGCGGGGAAAUGAGAUACGUAUUUGGGCCCGGAAGGAGGCAGUUAAAAAUGGGUAUGUUGACUAUGCUUUAAAUAUCACAGGCCCAAUAUUUUCAUUUCUGGAAGACAUACUUAAUGUCAGCUACCCUCUGCCAAAGACAGAUCUGGUCGCACUGCCUGAUUUUGGAGCAGGUGGUAUGGAAAACUGGGGGCUAAUGAUUUUCCAAGAAGCAUCGUUGAUGAACCUCCCAAGUGAUGAAUUCACAAGCAGGAAGGCAAUGAUUGCCUUAAUUGUGUCACAUGAACUAGGACACCAGUGGUUUGGAAAUCUGGUUACAAUGAACUGGUGGAAUGAUUUGUGGCUUAAUGAGGGCCUGGCAACUUAUUUUGAGUACCUGGGAGCUACCUUUGUUGAACCCAAGCUUUCCCUGGAUAAAAUCUUUUAUGCUCAUGUAGUACAACCUGUCUUAAGGGAAGACAGUGAAAUAGCUCGAUCACUGUCAGAGAGUGAAGACAAGAUCAAAGGAUCUUUUUCUUUAAUGUCUCUGUUUGACAACAUCACAUACAGCAAGGGGGCUUCUAUAACCUGGAUGCUUUCUGUUUUCCUGACUGAAAAGUUGUUCAUCAGAGCACUUAUUUCAUAUCUGAAAGAAUUUUCUUUCUCAAAUGCUAAUCAAGAUAAUCUGUGGACCCACAUCCAGAUGGUUGUAGAUGCACAGGAUGAAGUUCAGUUGCCUGCACCUGUAAAACAAAUAAUGGAUUCCUGGACAUGCCAAAAUGGGUUUCCAGUUUUAACAUUAAAUCUAACUACCGGAACAAUCAGACAGGAACAAUUUUUUAAUAAAAACAAUAGAAAGAGUACUGAUUCUUACAAUAACACCUGGAUUGUUCCUAUUUCUUGGAUGAGAAAUGGAUCAUCACAACCCUUAACCUGGCUAGAUAAAAGCAGCAAGAUGUUUCCUGAAAUGCAAGUACCAGAGUCAGAAUAUGACUGGAUCUUGCUAAAUGUAAAUUUAAGUGGAUACUACAGAGUGAACUAUGACCAAUUAAACUUGAAGAGAUUAGCACGGUUACUAGAAAAUGACCCAAAGGCUAUUCCCGCUGUCAGCAGGUUCCAGCUGAUAGAUGAUGUUUUUGCAUUGGCAAACUUUGGGUAUGUUCCAAUUGAAACAGCACUUGAACUAACUAAAUACCUUGCCAGAGAAGAUGAGCUCUUCAUAUGGAAUGUGGUAUUGUUAAACCUUAUUCCUGACAAUUUAGAAAGUACACUGAAGAACCAUGAAGUAUAUCCACUUUUAAAGAAAUACCUUUUAAAGAGAAUGUUGCCAAUAUACCAUUAUUAUGCAGGUUUUAUUCGUCAAAAUGUUGAUGCUUUGGAAGAUGACUAUUUUGCUCAAGUGUAUUUGGAAAAACUCUUGGCAACAGCGUGCUGGCUGGGCCUCCAAGACUGUUUGGACCUCUCAUCGGAACUGUAUGCUAAGUGGAGGGACAACCCUGAGUACAAAAUCCCCUUUUUAAUUAGAAGAACAAUCUGCUGUUAUGGUGUUGCAGUGGGAAGUGAUAAAGAAUGGAAUUUUGCGUGGGAAAUGUACAACCAUACCAACUCUGUUGAGGAAGAUGAAGACAUCCUGCUCUAUGCCAUGAGUUGUGCCAAAGAGUCAUGGUUACUUUACAGGUGACCUUGAAUAAAGUAUAUCUUUAUUGUAUGUAGAAGUAAAUUGCAAUACAAUAGUAAAUAAUAAGAACAAAAAUACUUUACUGUGCAAAGCUGGUAGAAGUUUGCAUGCCACAGAAGCAUGUGUCUUGUCAACCACUGGUAAUGUUUUAAAGAGUUUGGUUAGGGAGCAAGUAUGAAAAAUGAGAGACACAAAUAAACAAACCUU
Lonchura striata (white-rumped munia) is the source of this 2673-nucleotide messenger RNA. NCBI's taxonomy places the organism in Eukaryota, Metazoa, Chordata, Aves, Passeriformes, Estrildidae. The record is from RefSeq and is a predicted model, not a curated record.